AUGUCAGUGUCAACGUUUUUGCGGAGGACUGGGGUUUCUGCGUAUUGUGGUGUUUUAGCGUUAAGAAUAUCUUAUAGGUGUAAAUUUACUCACAAAAUGACUGAUAAACCAGCAGACCAUACAGGCACAAAUGGAUUUGAGAGUAAAACUCCGUUUCUGAUCGGCGUGGCGGGCGGCACAGCAAGUGGCAAGUCAACAGUAUGCCAACGUAUUAUGGAGAAGCUCGGUCAGCAACACAAGGAGCAGACAGAAAGGCGGGUGGUGUGCAUCAGCCAAGACUCGUUCUACCGGUCACUGACUCCUGCUGAGAGGCUCCGUGCGGAGAGAGGACAGUUCAACUUCGACCACCCUGAUGCGUUUGAUGACAAGAAACUGUUAGCUGUGUUAAAAGAUAUCCUUGCUGGGAAGAAGGUGGAAGUUCCAGAAUACGAUUACAUCAGUAAUGCUAUUCACCCACACCGGUCACACACAAUCUACCCAGCAGAUGUGGUGCUUAUCGAAGGGAUCCUUGUGUUCUAUUUUCCGGAGGUGAGGGAACUCUUCCACAUGAAGCUGUUCGUGGACACUGACUCUGACACCAGCCUAGCUAGGAGAGUACCUCGCGACAUCAUGGAGCGCGGGCGCGACCUGGAGCAGGUGCUCAACCAGUACAUGACCUUCGUCAAACCAGCCUUCGAAGAGUUCUGCCUACCUACAAAGAAGUUUGCUGACGUCAUCAUACCCAGAGGAGCCGAUAAUCUGGUGGCUAUUGACCUAAUCGUUCACCACAUUUGGGACAUAAUGUAUAAGAAGCGGGCCCCGCCGGCGUGCAACGGGAGCUGCAACGGACACGACGAGGAGACCAACGGUAGGAGGAUGUCUGGCAGCUCGGAGGAUACGCUCAGCCGAUAGUGCUGGUGGUGUAUCUGGUAAAACAGGGGCUGUAUAUCGGUGUAAACUAUCUGUAUGGUAAUAAAGUCCAAAGUCCUUUGAAAAUCCAACCUCGUGGUUAAAACCAGUGACUAGAGUCCUUUUGAAAUCCAAACCUUAUUUUUUUAAAUACGGCGUCUGGAAAUCCGGGCCGUAAAAAUAUGAGUACAAAAAUUCUAUACUGGACGUACUUAGGUACUGAUAUUUCCCAUUCCUAAAGUUAUUUUAAUAUGUUAUAAAAUAAAAGUAAAUCCGGGACAAAUACAGUAAACCGAUUAUUUGUCACAUAUACAAGAAUCAUUAAAACUGUACGUAAAUCUUUUACUAAAAGUACAAAAUAUCUUUGCAAAGUAAAUUAAAAACAUUGGGCGUGGGUAAUUUAUUUUUUACGAAAUGGCAACGCAGAUUCGGAUGACGUCAGCUGGGCUAACCUUGAAAUGCUAGCUGUCAGUUUUGAGCAUACCUGGGGGGUUAAAAUGGCCACAUUGAAGCAAUUCAUCUAAGAAAGCAAUAUUGCAAUUUGACAUUUGCGCAUACAGAAGUAAGUGCGCAAUGCAAACAAAUGUCAAAUAGCAAUAUUGUUUUCUUAUAUGGAUUGCUACGAUGUGGCCAUUUUAACCUCCCUGGUCUUCUUAUACCCUGCUGUUUACUAUCUGUAGUAAAUUAUGUUGCCCCAAAUUAAAAGGACGCAGAAUAAGUCAUACAGAAUAAAUAUAUCGGUAUACAGCCCCUGUGGUAAAUCUGUGACUUCAAGGGAUAAGGGGAAACCAAAGCUAUAUUUCUGAUAAACGCACUCGAUGCCCGUAAUCUGACAAUAGGAUGCGCAGGGGCACUAGUAGACAGAAUAUAAGUUCCAGACACUCCUCAAAAGUAUUGUUCCUUUGCCAAACCAAUAUUUUCAAUGUAUCGAAAGUCAAUUUAGAAAAGUCCGCUUCACUAACCGGAUCGGAUAUCGACGGGUAUAUCUUAAUAUAAAUGGGGAGAUGUAUGCUGGAAUCAGGGCCAUAGUGUUGUCGAAUAAUCGACUAUCGAUUAAUCAAUUAUUUACCCCUAAAUAAUCUAAAUAACAGUCUAUCUUCUAGAUAUUGAAAAAUACUAUCGAUUAAGUCGACUACAUUGCAAUAAUCGAUUAAUCGAUAUAAUUGUAGAAUUUCCAAUAUCGAUAGAUAUAUCGAUAGAUUUUAUUUAGUGGCUUGAAAACUAAUCAAUUAUCAGUCCAUUAUCUGGCAACACUAACCAUAGUUGAUUGAGGAAAUUAAUGACAGGUUAAAAAGGCUACUAAGGCCAGAGCUGUUAAACCAUAUCAAAAAAAAAAUUGAGGAGGUGUUUAGCCUCGCUAAUAGGCAGUUAAUAGCUGGGGUAAUAUAGUGCAUGUUCCGGUUAAUAGCAUACUACAUCCCUUGGAAUUUGAAUGCCAUCGCAUACUUAUAGCUCGGUAGUUGCCAAAGAUCCCCUUUGACCUGGAAGUCACAGGUUUGUUCUCGAAUCAACAUGGGUAUAAGUCGCAACGUCUUAUAAACAGUAUGUGUAUUUUGUAAUGUAAAUGUAAUUACGUUACCAUAACUUCACGCAUGUCCUGUGACAUAACUCGUAAUUAAUUGCAAUUAGUUAAGUAUAUACUUAACAAUUUAAUAUUGUAUAAAUAGAAUCUGUUAUAAAUCCAUCUAUGCAAGCUUACAUGGAACAAAUUAAAGAGAAGGCCAACGUCGUGUCUUAUAAGAAAGUCAAAGAAUUGUCCCUUGAUAGACAAGAAUUGAGAAUUCUACACCUACAAGAGCGUGGCUCUUGGGCCCAUAGCAUAGCACACGGCGUAUUUCAAACGCGCAGAUUACGCGCGUAUACGCGAUUCGACCGCAACUUUGUAACCUAUGCACACGGAAACGCGCUACAACUGCGCGCAUAUAUCAUCAAUGCAAACGCAACAAUCAGUGUCUACUGUAAUGUUUUUUAAUAAAGAAGAUGUUAAGUAAAUGGAAUAACAAUGAAAUAAAACCAAUAGGUAAUACAGAAGUAAAAUAAGUAUAAAUCCAGUAUAAAGCCAUCUUCCGGUUCUUGGUGUAAAGUCGCUGACAACGAGGCCUAACGAUAGCGAGUCGAUGGUCCCGGACCUUAUAUUGAACAAUCCGAGAUGGCGCUGCGUCCAAUACCACACAAAAAAAACUAUAAAACGGGUCCCCCGUAACUCCGCAGGCUGAAAGAAAUACGGCAUUGCACUACAGCGCCGAAGACGCGCGUCUUCUGCGCGUUUAAAAUUCGCCGUAUGCUAUGGGCGUUAAAUUGAUGAAGAAAUUCAUCUAAUCUAGCCUAUAUGAUCCCACUGCUGGGCAUAUUCAGGCUCUGUGAUAAAAAAAAAACGUCGCGUGAAUAACAACGAAACGAGGCGCACCGCUGUUAUACGGUAACCGCCUCGAUUUGACGCCUUUGACGCUGUCAUUGUUUAGGCGACAACAGUGCAUCUACCAGUAUAUUUAUACAGAGUGUUAGUGACAUCGCAACGAAUACUCAGGGGGAUGAUUCAGACCAUGAUUCUGAGUUGAUAUCAAGUGGAAUUUUCAGUCAGAAAAUUCAUGUUUUUUUUGUUUUUUAAUUAUUUUCUGUUCCAUACUUUUACGACGGAAAAUUCCACUUGAUAUCAUCUCAGAAUCAUGGUCUCAAUCAUCCCUCAAAAGUAUUCGUUACGAUGUCACUAACACCUGUAUGAUCGAAGGUUCUUUGUAUUGGUUUUAGAAAAACCGUAUUAAAUAUUAAUGCAGUUAUUGCUUGUCGAUAUGCGUGAAGUAAACCUUUUCUCAUUAAUAUAAAGUAGGCUAGCGCGUGCAUAUUGAGCGCUGAGAAACAGUGGCACCCAAGACACUUCAUACCGUCAUUGCCAAUUUAAAAGCUCUCAAUUUAAUAGUAUUUUGCUCCUAAAACAUUCAGUACAAACACUUAUGUACGUAAAUAUCAAUUAUCUUUUAAUAUUUUUAACACCCAGUCUGAUUUCCCUUGGCAACGGAGAAGUCAAUUGCUGGUCGGCAGAGCCACUGUCAUGUAAGGCGUUUAGUUUAUACUAUCUGGUUGACCAAUCCUUUGCCUAAGGGAUAGGUACACGAAAGCACCUACGAGGCUGGAAUGAUCACUCAGGGUGUUCAAAGCCUCGUUAAAAAUAAGAAUAAAAAAAAAAGUUUUUUUUUUUUUAAUUUCUGUAAAAUUGUCCCGAUUGCACAUAAUAGAUUUUAAAUUAGCAACGACGAUACAAAAAACUCAUUCUUACAGUGUGCCGUGUAACGCUAAGUGCGUGCGAGACAGAUAGUCCUCGCGCUCUCUUUCUCCCUCGACUAAAGUAAAACCCAGAGGGGGUGAGGUAAAUCUAGCUCGGCGCCCGAUACUAUUUGGUGCGGGGCGAAGAGUUACCGUUCUAUGAAAAACAGUGCUUAAUUACCGUGCCAAUGGUGCUAAUUCCUGUAAACACCAUCUAAUUUUAUUUUAAGUUAUAUCUGUCAUUUUCUUAUCCGCCGAAAAGGAAAGGGACGGGUAAUCGGCAAGCAUAAAAUUUAUGGAACACAAGUCAAUUUUAAGCACAAAUCUAAAUCAACCGUCUAAAAAUUUGCAUUGGCUAAUAACCCGACAGAAUUAAGUUAACAGCACACGUCAAACGGUUUCCAUACCAGCGAGAUACCUUUUUGAUUCGCCCGGGUUAUCCAUUCAUUUACUCAUUCUUUCUAAAAUUAAGAGCUAUCAAUCAUCCGCCCCUUUCCUUUUCGGUGGAUAAGAAAAUGACAGGUAUAACUUAAAGUAAAAUUAGGAGGUGUUUGCAGGAAUUGGGGCCAUUGCCUUCUAAUCUUCAGACCGUCUUAUACCCAUGUGUUGUACUUUACGUAUUAUGUUUAGUUAAGUUCAAAACUACGUUAAACUGUUAUGUAUAAGGCUGAGACGCUUUUACAAAGCAUAGGUUAAGAUAAGGGUUUUUUGUUUAGACUAAUAACGAUUUCGUCGGAGGAACUCAGUGUAAUGUCUUAUAUAAUACAUUUAUAUAUGUAUGUCUUACUAGACAACGUAUUAUAAAGUGCAGAGCAUUUUAAAGUAAAACUUUGAUAUAUAUUUUAUAUAUAAAUACUGACAGACAGAUGGUCGAUAGGUUUAAAAAAAAUCUCAAGUUGUUACCAGCAUUUACAUUUAUGUCGAUUCUAACAGACACGACAAAAUUUAUUAUAGUUUGACAACUCUAAGCAUUUUGCUGUCUUUUACUUGAGAAUGAUGGUUUAAAUGACAUUUAAAAAGCAAAAUUACUAACUGCCAAAUCAUGAUAUGAAGUGAUUUUUGCAAAUAGUAUAAAGAGAUCUCAAUUUUAAUCACAGAUUUUCAGCCAUUUUGAUUUAAAAUCUAUUUCUACCAAUUCCAAAAAUGCUCAGAUAAAAAGUAACUAGACGCCAUAAAAGCCAUUCUUGUACAAAAUGUACAUAAAACAAUGUUAUUACAACAUUACAUAGUGUUAGGUUGCAAUUGCAAGCGAAAUUCACCUUUCCUUACAUCUGCUAUCAAGCUUUCUGUACAAUAUCAUAUAAAAUUAGAUUCGACCAAAAGUCCUCAAUGAACAGAGAAAUAUAGAACUGUAGCCGCAGCAUGGAGCCCGCAUAACGCGCGCGAUGCAAUAUAGAAACCAGUACUAUUACCAGGCUACGCGAUAAAUAAGCCAAUUUUUAGGUUCAAAUGUCGCGUCGCGCGCGAUAUGAUAGAUAUCCGGGCUCCAUACUACAGUUAUCGUUGCCAAUGCGUCUUUUUUUCUCUUUCUAUGUCUGAAAGGCGGAGUAUGCAGUGAGUUGCGACGCCAACCAAUCGCGUCGUGGUAUUGACCAAUCGUCGUUCGAAGAUUUGGACAAUUCAAACAAAGUAUUAAUUUAGUCUUUAAAAAUGUAUUUUCCCAACGUGACGUUCUAAAAAAAUAUUUUGCUUUGACGGACAUGCUUUUUUUUAAAACUAGAAUCAGUUACUCCUUCAAAUAUAUCUUUAUGAAUUUGACAGCUGUCAGAAUGGUACGUUUUUUUUUUAUGUUUCACAAUAGACAGCGCUGCUGUCAAACAAAUAUAGUUGUAUUUAACGGAGUACAACCGCCAAAGCAAAGUAUAGGAACGUCAUUUGUUGUUAACUUCCUAUAUUUUUCUGUUCAUUGUUCAGUGGCGUAACCAUACAGUAUUGUAAAAAAAAAUCCUUACACCGUUAACUGCUUGGGAGAUAAAUAUCAAAAUAUGAAUGUUAUAAAUCUUAACGUAUUGAACAACAAAAGUUGGAAUAUCUUAAAACUUUUUUUAAGAGCCUGUUUAAUUUUAACAGUAAGUAAAUAGUAAAACUGUUAGAGUGAUAUAUGUCUCGUCUCUUUCAUACUAAGCUGUAUACCGUUAGUGCGAAAGAGACGUUAAUGCACAUAGACAGGCUUGACAGACA
Pectinophora gossypiella (pink bollworm) is the source of this 6330-nucleotide messenger RNA. RefSeq names its product uridine-cytidine kinase (gene Uck). Gene Ontology annotation, cellular component: cytoplasm; cytosol. The transcript is spliced from 6 exons. NCBI's taxonomy places the organism in Eukaryota, Metazoa, Arthropoda, Insecta, Lepidoptera, Gelechiidae. Gene Ontology annotation, molecular function: kinase activity; ATP binding. The record is from RefSeq and is a predicted model, not a curated record. The coding region runs from base 1 to 891 and encodes 296 amino acids.